UGAAUGUAAGACUAAUCAAAAUUAUGAUGUGGUAUCAAUCGCAUUCUUGUAACGAAGAGAAAUGAAGCAAAGCUCGGUGAUGGCAAAUGAAGAAGAAUUGGACUCGGGGGAAAAGGUUGAAGAUGCUGUCUUAUUUGGUGUUAAUGAUAACCCCCCUCCACAUCUGACAGUUUUGUUUGGAUUACAGCAAGCUCUGAUGUGUAUUGGGGGUUCGCUUUCUCUUCCGUAUAUUUUGACAGCUUUGCUCUGUCCGAUGGAUGAGCAGAAUGUGAGAGCACAUCUUCUCAGCAUUACCAUGUUCAUGUGCGGGGUAGCAACUGUGUUGCAGUGUUUCCUAGGAGUGAGAUUACCCAUAAUCCAAGGCGGUUCUCACACAUUCGUAGCUCCAAUUGUUGUAAUGAUGUCUUUAGAAAAGUUCCGAUGUCAAGAAAAGGCUGAAGGACUUGAUGCGCAAUCGAGCAAUGAUACGGUGGUUGAUUGGACCGUCAGGAUGCGUGAGAUACAGGGAAACCUGAUCCUAGCCUCCCUGACGCAGGUGUUGGUUGGGAGUUUCGGUAUCAUUGGAACCAUUUUACGGUUUGUCGGGCCUCUAACUAUUGCUCCUACAGUGUCACUGAUUGGUCUCUCUCUGUCACAUGUUGUAGCCAUGUUCUGUGAAACACAUUGGGGAAUUUCCAUGUUAACCUUAUUUUUUCUACUAUUGUUUUCUAUAUUUAUCAACAAAGUGGAAUUACCGAUUCCUUCAUUUUCACUCAAACGGAAGUGCCAUACGAAGAAGCUUCCGAUAUUCCAAUUGUUUCCUGUAGUGUUUUCUGUCGCCAUUGUUUGGUUAUUCAGUCACGUGCUAACUGUAACAGAUGUCCUUCCUAGCAACAGCACGAUUAUAGAAUCAAAAGCCAGAACGGACUCCAAAAUGGAGAUUAUGACAAAAGCUCCUUGGUUCACAAUUCCUACGCCAUUUCAGUUUGGUAUUCCAACAAUAAGCAUGGCUGGAUAUAUGGGAAUGCUGGCAGCAACAAUUUCCUCGAUAAUCGAGUCAGUUGGAGACUACUUUGCGGCUGCGCGGUUAUCUGGGGCUCCACUUCCGCCUGCGCAUGCUAUAAACCGGGGAAUUACAUUCGAGGGUGUGUCUAGCAUAAUUUCUGGAUUGGUUGGAGCGGGUCACGCCACUACCUCAUACAGCGGGAACAUUGGAAUCAUUGGAAUAACAAAGGUGGCCAGCAGGACGGUGUUUAUUACUGCUGGCGUCAUUCUGAUGGUUUGUGGAGUGAUAGGGAAGUUAGGAGCGGCCCUAGCAAUCAUACCGGAACCUAUCAUCGGAGGGACCCUAUUACUGGGCCUAGGAAUGGUGGCGUCCAUUGGCAUUUCAGUCCUACAGUUUUGUGACAUGUCCUCGACCAGAAACAUCACCAUUUUGGGAGUGUCUUUUCUAAUGGGGCUUAUGAUCCCCGAAUGGUUGUCUGAAAACUCUGAAAAAGUCAAAACAGGUUCGGAUGAAUUGGACCAAGUGAUUCGAGUUUUGUUCGGAACAGCGUCCUUUGCGGGAGGUUUCAUAGGGUUCCUGCUGGAUAAUAUUGUCCCUGGAUCCAAACAUGAAAGAGGCAUCGACAGAUGGGUGAAACUUUCUAACAAUACAGAAUCCGAACCGGAAGCAGACGGAAUAUACGAAUUACCUUUUAUUACCAAAUACAUCAGACGAAUCCGAUUCUGCCAAUUUUGCCCAAUAUCUCCAACUUUCGUAAAAUUUAGGAAAACAUAUCUCAAGAUUCCAAUUCCUCUAGAGGACAAAGACUCGAAAUCAGAAAGAGAGAAUUGUAAGAGAAGUCUAGAUGAUUUGUAUCCAGAUGAUUGAUUAAAAAGCAGUUCAAUUUAAA
Molecule: messenger RNA, 1874 nt
Organism: Saccostrea echinata
Lineage: Eukaryota; Metazoa; Mollusca; Bivalvia; Ostreida; Ostreidae
Product: solute carrier family 23 member 2-like
Exons: 12
Coding region: 62-1852 (596 amino acids)
Biological process (GO): transmembrane transport
Cellular component (GO): membrane
Molecular function (GO): transmembrane transporter activity
Source: RefSeq, a predicted model, not a curated record